CGGAUGGAGGGGGCCGGGGCCGCGGGCCGCGGCUGCUAGAGCGGCGAGCGGCAUGAGCGGAGCGCGGGCGGCGCGGUGAGCGGGGUCGGCCGGCCGCCCAGCAGAGGUCCGCGCCCGGCGGGACCAUGCGGCUGCGCGUGUACAAGCGGAAGGUGCUGGGCCUGGCGCUCGCGCUGGCCGCCUGCGGCCUGGUGCUCUGGAGCGGCGCCGGCCGCCGCCGCAGGGGCGAGGCCCCGCCGCCGGACGCCGAGCCCGCGCGCGCCGUCCGCGGGGACCGCGCCGAGCCCGCGGGCGCCCGCCGGGCCGCCAACGACUCGGCCGCGCCGCCCGUGCCCGGCGCGCCGCAGCCCGAGGCGGACAACCUGACGCUGCGCUACCGCGCGCUGGUGUACCAGCGCAACUUCGACCAGCCGCUGCGGAACGCGGGCCGCGCCUGGGCGCCCCGCGAGCUGGUGCUGGUGGUGCAGGUGCACGACCGGCCCGAGUACCUGAGCCUGCUGCUGCGCUCCCUGCGGAGGGCCCGCGGCAUCAGCGACGUGCUCGUCAUCUUCAGCCACGACGUCUGGUCGGCCGAGAUCAACCGGCUCAUCGCCGCGGUGGACUUCUGCCCGGUCCUGCAGAUCUUCUUUCCUUUCAGCAUCCAGCUGUACCCCCACGAGUUUCCGGGCAGCGACCCCAGGGACUGCCCCCGGGACCUGAAGAAGAACGCGGCUCUGAGGAUGGGCUGCAUUAACGCCGAGUACCCCGACUCCUUCGGCCACUACCGGGAGGCCAAGUUCUCCCAAACCAAGCACCACUGGUGGUGGAAGCUGCACUUCGUGUGGGAGAGGGUCAAGGUCCUUCGCGACUAUGCUGGCCUCUUACUCUUCCUGGAGGAGGAUCACUACUUAGCCCCGGACUUUUACCACGUCUUCAAACAGAUGUGGAACCUGAAGCAGCAAGAGUGUCCGGAGUGUGAUGUGCUGUCCCUGGGGACCUAUACUGCCAGUCGCAGCUUCGUUGGCAUUGCUGACAAGGUGGAUGUGAAAACUUGGAAAUCCACAGAGCACAAUAUGGGUCUAGCCUUGACCCGGGAUGCGUAUCAGAAACUCAUCGAGUGCACAGACGCUUUCUGUACUUAUGAUGAUUAUAACUGGGACUGGACUCUUCAAUAUUUGACUGUAUCUUGUCUUCCAAAAUUCUGGAAAGUGCUGGUUCCUCAAGCUCCUAGGAUUUUUCAUGCUGGAGACUGUGGUAUGCACCACAAGAAAACCUGUAGACCGUCCACCCAGAGUGCCCAAAUCGAGUCACUCUUAAAUAAUAACAAACAGUACCUGUUUCCAGAAACUCUAGUUGUCAGUGAGAAGUUUAUGGCAGCCAUUUCCCCACCUAGGAAAAAUGGAGGGUGGGGAGAUAUUAGGGACCAUGAACUCUGUAAAAGUUAUAGAAGACUGCAGUGAAAAAUCACAAGUACGAAGCAAAAGUGACAGUCUUCUAUUUUUGAUAUUUGUCCAAACAUACAAGUGAAUA
Molecule: messenger RNA, 1509 nt
Organism: Diceros bicornis minor
Lineage: Eukaryota; Metazoa; Chordata; Mammalia; Perissodactyla; Rhinocerotidae
Gene: MGAT2
Product: alpha-1,6-mannosyl-glycoprotein 2-beta-N-acetylglucosaminyltransferase
Exons: 1
Coding region: 126-1439 (437 amino acids)
Biological process (GO): oligosaccharide biosynthetic process; protein N-linked glycosylation
Cellular component (GO): Golgi membrane; Golgi stack
Molecular function (GO): alpha-1,6-mannosylglycoprotein 2-beta-N-acetylglucosaminyltransferase activity
Source: RefSeq, a predicted model, not a curated record